Penaeus monodon (black tiger shrimp) is the source of this 1205-nucleotide messenger RNA. RefSeq names its product transcription initiation factor TFIID subunit 12b-like (gene Taf12). NCBI's taxonomy places the organism in Eukaryota, Metazoa, Arthropoda, Malacostraca, Decapoda, Penaeidae. Gene Ontology annotation, molecular function: protein heterodimerization activity; DNA binding; TBP-class protein binding. Gene Ontology annotation, biological process: DNA-templated transcription initiation; RNA polymerase II preinitiation complex assembly. Gene Ontology annotation, cellular component: SLIK (SAGA-like) complex; transcription factor TFIID complex; SAGA complex. The record is from RefSeq and is a predicted model, not a curated record.
GACAGGUGGUAAUGACAACAACUUCAGGCUUGACAACUUUAGGGGGCCAGCAGCUCAUGACACAACUUGUACCAGGUCAGGCCAUGCAAGGACAGGUUGUCCACCAAGCCCCAGCUGCCAUAGGUCAUGGUGCAACAGCUACCACUGGUCUGACUCAGGGUCAGAUUAUGAAUGCACAGACAGUGACAGGUGUUCAGCAAGUGGUGCAGGGCCAACAAAUACAGACAGUCAACCAUCAAGUGGCCCAGCCUACCAUGGUUGCUGCAGCAACAGCAGCAGCCCCAGCACCUACCCCACAGCCUACUGCCACACCUACUGCCACAACAGUUAAGGCAACAGGUCCAAAUCAAGCUGUUCCAGCACCCACAGCAUCAAACAAUGCUACAGCAGACACAACUGCCCCAGUCUUGAAUAAACAAAGAAUCACUGAACUAGUCAGGGAAGUUGACCCAAAUGAACAGUUGGAAGAGGAAGUUGAAGAAAUGCUUCUUGCAAUUGCUGAUGAUUUUAUUGAGUCCACAGUCAAUGCAGCUUGUCGUCUGGCAAAGCACCGAGGAGCACGUUCACUUGAUGUCAAAGAUGUGCAAAUGUACCUAGAACGUAAACUGCACAUGUGGUUGCCAGCUUUGGAACAGAUGAGUUCGACCUUACAAAAGGGCACCGACACAGAAGCCCACAAGCAGAGGCUAGCACUCAUUAGAAAGCAAUUAAGAAUAUUGAGCUUUAAUUGUGAAAAUCAAUGUUUCAAAAAACAGGUAAAAGGCAAAGUUUCCUUCUGCGGCUGCCCCAAUCAUUUCCGUCUCGUCACAGUUACAUCUGGAAACCAAGCUAAAGCAUUACCAACUCUGACUAUCUUCACUGGCAAACCCAUUCCAGCCGAACCUCAUCCCACCCUCAAUACUUGUAUCAGAACUGUCUCCAUCUCCCCAACAAACUGCCCUGUCUAUGACAAAAAAUGGUCAGAUUGUAAAGAAGACUUACUGGCCUGCUUCAUGGACUAUCAUGCAGUAUCAGUACAAUGCUACAUUACUCCCCCUAGAAACCCUUAUAAGAACACCACCAACAUUGCCAAGAUCACUUUCCGUAGACAAGACCUCCCCUUUAAUUUUUACAUUGGUGGAGAAUCCCUGUCCAAUCAUAUCAACCAUAUUACAUUCCCACUUGUACCCCUUAUCUCCCCUAGUCACAUUCUUUUGCCAUUCUAA